UCCUGUCUCUCCCCCAUGACUUCUUUCCCAUUUCGCUGUCUCACAAUAAGACGAAAUCUGAUUUAUUCUGCGCGGAUUUCUUCGAUUCUGAGGGAACGGCGUACAUAUUCUGCGCUCGUUUCGCCGAUUUCCUCCGUUUCUCAGCCGAUUCGAACGGCGUUUUUGUGCUCUACGCCUUGUAUUAGUUCGAGACACUCGGCGUCGUUUACGGUUGAGAGAUUCGAUCAUACGAUGGCCAGUGGUUCAGAAAAGCCUCAAUCUGUCCAUGAAUUCACCGUUAAGGAUGCUAGCGGAAAUGAUGUUGAGUUGAGCAAGUACAAGGGGAAAGUUCUGCUAAUCGUCAACGUGGCAUCACAAUGCGGCCUGACCAAUUCAAAUUACUCCCAGCUGACUGACUUGUACCAAAAAUAUAAGGAUCAAGGUUUGGAGAUACUGGCAUUUCCUUGCAAUCAGUUUGGAUCCCAAGAACCGGGAACUAAUGAAGAGAUUCAGCAAUUCGCUUGCACCCGUUUUAAGGCCGAGUAUCCUGUGUUUGGCAAGAUCGAUGUGAACGGCUCCAACGCCGAUCCUCUAUACAAGUACCUCAAGUCAGCCAAAGGCGGGUUUUUAGGGGACGGGAUUAAGUGGAACUUCACCAAAUUUCUUGUCGACAAAGAUGGCCAUGUUGUCAAUCGUUAUGCCCCAACCACCUCCCCGAUGAGCAUCGAGAAGGACAUAAAGAAGCUCCUCGAAAAAGCUUGAUCUAUCAUAUCGGCGUAAGUUGAACGACACAAAAGAAAAGUAAAUUUUAUCAUCGAAUAAGGUUUUAUUCAUUGCGGUGAAGUUUAUCAUUUACAAUAAGCAUUACACAACGUGUUUGGUUGUCUUUUUUCGAUGGAUUAUGAUACUCGGUUUUACACGAGUCUAUCAAACAAUUUUAUUGGAUAUUAAUUAAUGAUGUGUGAUAACUUAUCGCUCGAUGAGCUUUUAUUUACAAAAUUGUGUUUGGUUG
Molecule: messenger RNA, 991 nt
Organism: Andrographis paniculata
Lineage: Eukaryota; Viridiplantae; Streptophyta; Magnoliopsida; Lamiales; Acanthaceae
Product: probable phospholipid hydroperoxide glutathione peroxidase
Exons: 6
Coding region: 16-741 (241 amino acids)
Biological process (GO): response to oxidative stress
Cellular component (GO): cytosol
Molecular function (GO): glutathione peroxidase activity
Source: RefSeq, a predicted model, not a curated record